Messenger RNA from Chlorella variabilis, 3891 nucleotides. RefSeq lists its product as hypothetical. Gene Ontology annotation, cellular component: cytoplasm; nucleus; chromosome. The transcript is spliced from 13 exons. The coding region runs from base 1 to 3891 and encodes 1296 amino acids. The record is from RefSeq and is a predicted model, not a curated record. Lineage: Eukaryota; Viridiplantae; Chlorophyta; Trebouxiophyceae; Chlorellales; Chlorellaceae. Gene Ontology annotation, biological process: double-strand break repair via homologous recombination. Gene Ontology annotation, molecular function: 3'-5' DNA helicase activity; nucleic acid binding; zinc ion binding.
AUGGGCACGCAGUUGGAGCCGGAGUGUGUGCUCGACUCGGACGAGGAGCCGUGCCUAGCAGCAGGCGCCCUCAGCCGCUACGUGCGAGUCGCAGAGGAGGAGGAGGAGGCCGUGCUGAGCGAUGGGGAGCCGGCCUGGGUGGCACCAGCACAGUGGGCAGAGCCCGAGCCCGCCGCCUUGCGGCAGCUCAACGCGCUGCUGCCGCCUAGCACGCUGCAGCAGCAGCUGGCUGCGCAGGGCAAGCGCGCCGCCACCCAGGCAGCGGAGCUGUCGGGGGCGCUGGAAGCAGUGGGCAACGAUCCUUCAGGGGUGACACAGCUGCGCGACGCUGGCACCGGGCUGCUAGAGCAGCAGCCGUGCCGGUCAGCAGCAGCGGCGGCGGGACGAGCCCCUGGCGGCGCCUCGGCAUCGUUCCUGAAUCGCAGGGUGCUGCCCCGGGUGCCCAGCCGUGUAGAGGAGCUGCGACAGAAGCUGCAGGGAUGCCCUGCCGCAGUGGCAGCAGCAGCAGCAGGAGAUGAGGAGGGCGAUGCAGAUGAUGAGCUUGAGCCGGCCACCGCCAGCGCUGCUGAGCCACGGCCCGCCGCACCCCGCCAGCCACCGCGGCAGCAGCAGCAGCAGCACCAGCAGUGGAGGCCCCCGCCGCUGCCUGCAUUGGCUUGCGCCACCUUUACCGUCUGCCCUGCUGAGGCGGCAAAGCCCGAGCCAGGCCUGGCCCAUCCCCCGGCAGCAGCAGCCCCGGCAGCCACCUUCCACCGCACCGCUGAUGGCCUGAAUGUUGUGCGACUCAAUAGGCAGACCCACUCAAACGCCGCGGAGGCGGCAGGCGGCAGCGGCAGCGGCAAGGCCAAGGGCAGGACGGACAAUGUGAACAGCGGGUGGGGCAACAACUUUGUGCGCAUCGAUCUCAAGAAGGGGCGCGGCAGCACCAAGUUUGGCACCAAGUACGGCACCAAGUAUGGCGGCAAGAAGCGCCAUGGAGGCAGGGGCGGCAGGGGGGGCAGCAGAUGGCAGGUGCCACGCAUGCGCCAGGUGGGCGAUGGCGCCGACUAUCUGGAGGGCUGGCAGGGCAGCCGCAUGCGCUGCUACAAGUGCGGCGGCACCGGUCACUUUGCCAAGGACUGCACCGCGGAGCAGCAGGCGCAGGCAGACACGGGGGCUCUGUGCAGCGCCAGCAGCGGCGAGGAGGGGCAGGCGGGCGGCCAGCGCGGCAGCGCCGCAAGGACCGCGCGCCAUGCAGCAGCAGCUCUUCCUCAGGGGCAGCCCUGGCUGCCUGGCCAGGCAGGCAGCGCGCCGGGUGCAGCAGCAGCAGCCGCCUCCACCGCGGCCGCCGGCCCCGCCGCCAACAGCCAGCGGGUGGCUUCAGCGGCCAGCCUGCCGCCGCCGCCUGCAGACCCUGCGGGGCAGUACGCCGAGGUACUGGCGGAUGCCAGCGAGGAGGCGCUGACGGGCGUGCUGCGCGGCGUGUUUGGCCACCCCGCCUUCCGCGGCCUGCAGCUGGCCAGCGUGCAGCGGCUGCUGGGCGGGGAGAGCCUGCUGGCCAUCAUGCCCACAGGCAUGGGCAAGAGCCUGUGCUACCAGCUGCCCGCGGUGCUGCUGCCGGGGCUGACCCUGGUGGUAUCCCCCCUCAUCGCGCUCAUGCACGACCAAGCCGCCUCGGUGCCGCCACCGCUGACUGCAGCGGUGCUGUGGUCGGGGCAGAGCCGGGCGGAUGCGCUGCAGGUGCUGGCCGAUGUGGCUGGCGGCCGCAUCAAGGUGCUGUUUGUCAGCCCCGAGCGCCUGAACAACCCGCACCUGCUGGAGGCGCUGCGGCCGCGCAUGCCGCUGCCGCUGGUGGUGGUGGAUGAGGCGCACUGCGUGGCAGAGUGGGGCCACUCCUUCCGCCCUGCCUACUUCCGCCUGGGCGCCGCGCUGGCCAGCGGCGUGCAGGCGCAGCGCAUCCUGGCGCUCACCGCCACCGCUACCCGCGCCACAGAGGCAGCUAUCCGGCAGGUGCUGCGCAUCCCGGCGGAGAGCGUGCUGCGGGACACCGCCGUGCGCCAGAACCUGCGCCUGCAAGUGCUGCGCACCGCGGGAGGCGGCUCCAGCCAAUCCAGCCGCGACCGCAUCUGCGGCCUGCUCACCGGCAGCGGCCCGCUGGCGGCCUGCCGCUCCGCCAUUGUGUACGUCGCCUUCAAGGAGGACGCCAACCAGCUGGCACGCCUGCUGGGGGCGCGCGGCAUCAGCGCCCGCGCCUACCACGCCGGCAAGGACUACCGGGAGCGGUCUGCUGUGGAGUGUGACUUUGCCGGCGGGCGGGUGCGUGUGGUGGUGGCCACGGUAGCCUUUGGCAUGGGCAUCAACCUGGCGCGCGUGUCAGCGGUGGUGCACGCCACACUGCCGCGCAGCCUGGAAGAGUAUGUGCAGCAGGUGGGGCGCGCGGGGCGCGACGGCGGCGAGGCACGGUGCGUGGCACUGCUGGACGACGCCGACUUUGUGCGCCUUCGCUCGCUGGCGUUCAGCGGAGUGCUGGACCUGGCUGCCGUGCGCGGCUUCCUUGAGGCUGUCUUCUCGCCCGUGGCGGAGGGGGAGCAGCGGCGCAGGCAGGGGGGCAAGAAGGCGGCAGCGGCGGCGGCCAAGAAGGCGGCGGUGGCAAAGAAAGGGGCGGCCGCGGCGGCAGCUUGCUCCGCCGGCAAGGGCAGGGGCAGGAAGCGAAAGGCCGCCAUGGAUGCCGGCUCGGAGGAGGAGGAGGGAGAGGAGGAGGAGGACGGAGAGAAGGCAGCAGCAGAGGCAGGAGCAGAUGCGGAUGCAGAGGCAGAGGCGCUGCCAGGCAGCAGUGAUGCAACAGAGGAGCCUCCAGGCGAGGGCGAGGAGAGCGGGCAGCAGGUCGCCGCGGCGGCGGCGGCGGCGGCAGCGGCAGCGGCAGCGGCCGGGCCGCCGCCGCGGCGUCGGUUUGGCGUGCUGGCCAUGAAGCGCCUGGCUGCUGAGCUGGACAUGCGUGAGGACAGCAUGGAGAGCGUGCUUUCCUACCUGGAGGCGGACGCGGCGCCCUGCCUCCGCAUGCUGCCCGCCACUGCUCUGUCGGUCAAGGUCUGCUUCUACUCGGCAGCUGCCGAGCAGCUGGCGGUGCAGUACCCGGUGGUCCAGUCUGUGCUGGAUUCGUGCCCCAACCCGCGCAACGGCGUGUACAGCGUGCCCGCCGCCAGGCUGGCGGCGGCGGCGCAGCAGGCGCCGGGCCUGGUGCUGCAGCAGCUGCGCGGCAUGGCGGCGGGCAGCCUCAUCAGCUUUGAGCUGUCGCGGGAGGAAGGGCCUGCCUACGAGAUCCUGCACACCCCUGCUGACCUGGACGGCCUGGCGGAGCGGGUGCACGCCCGGCUGGCGGCGGUGCUGUCGUGCCAGGUGGAGCGCCUGGAUGUAUCGUACCGCGCCCUGAUGGCGGCGGUACAGGCUGGCCAGGCGGCGAUGGGCGGCGCGGAGGAGCAGCAGGCGGCGCAGGAGGCGGCUCUGCGGCAGGCAUUGGAGCGAUACUUUGAUGAGGGGCAGGCUGGAGGCGGCAGCGGUGAUGGCGGCAGUGCGCCGCCAAACAGCAGUGCGGCAUUGGAGGGGGCAGCGGCUCCGGGUGGACAGCCCCACACGGCGGCGGCUCUGCUGCUGGACACGGCGGGGCUGCCGCUGAAGCGUGCGGAGCCAGCGCUGCUGGGCGCGGCGCGGGCGGUGCUGCGGCGCAACCGGGAGCAGGCGGGGCCGGAGCUGUCUGGGCGCGCCCUGGCCCGCAUCUUGCACGGCGUGGGCAGCCCCGCCUUCCCGCCUGACCCCUGGGGCAAGCGCAUGGGCGCAUUCUGGGGCAGCCAGAUGCACGUGGACUUUGCGGCGGUGCUCAAAGCGGCGGAGAUUGUGACUCGGGAUGAUGCCUGA